CGAGUUCCGGUAGGUUUCUGAUUUCUGCUUCUUUCGCCCUACAGCCUAACAGAUGAAUUUCGUUAACAGUUUGCCCAGAUGGCCGAGUAGUAUGGAUAUGGACUACGGGAACAAACUCAACCAGGCUCUUUCCUCUAGCACUAAAUUUAUACCCACAGGACCACGGGGUGCUGGGCAUUAUCCUCACUACGGCCAUUCUUUGGGGCAGAGCAUAAAAGUCAAAGAGGAGGAAGACGAGGACGUUGAAGAUUUCUUUCAUUUUGCUCAGCACCUUCAACAACAAACAGGAGACAGCCUCAGUUCUUGCUGUGGUGGAGUGAAGCCUGCGUCUAUACCUGUGCCACCCAAACCGCGGAAUCAACCCUCAGCAGACAGGCCUUACAACUGUCCUCAGUGUGGCAAAAACUUUAGAUUAACAGACAUAAAGAGACAUCAGAGAAUACAUAGCGGUGAGAGACCAUAUCCUUGCUUUCAGUGUGGGAAAAGUUUCCCCUCGUCAGGAGAUCUAAAGAGACACGAGAGAAUACAUACUGGUGAGAGGCCUUAUCACUGCCUUCAGUGCGGUAAAAGUUUUUCCGAUUCAGGACAUUUAAAACAGCACCAGAGAAUGCAUACGGGGGAGCGGCCUUACCAGUGCCCUCAGUGCGCAAAGCGUUUUUUCAGAUCAGGUGACCUGAAGAGGCAUCUGAGAAUACACAGUGGAGAGAGGCCUUAUAAAUGCCCUCAGUGCGGUAAGACAUUUGCCGAUUCAGGACAUUUGAAGGGUCACCAGAGGAUUCACACAGGGGAGAGGCCUCACCGGUGUACCUUGUGUGAAAAGUGUUUCUUUAGAGCAGGGGAUCUCAAAAGGCACCAGAGAACGCAUACUGGGGAAAGGCCUUACCAGUGCUAUCAGUGUGGUAAAAGUUUCUCAGAAUCCGGACACUUAAAAGAGCACCGGAGAAUACACACUGGCGAAAAGCCUUAUCACUGCAACCAAUGUGACAAGAGCUUUUCAAGACUAGAACGUCUAAAAGGUCACCAGAGCAUCCAUACUGGAGAAAGGCCUUUCCACUGCGCUCAGUGCGGAAAGAAUUUCUUUAGGUCAGGAGAGCUGAAAAGACAUCAGAGAAUACAUAACGGUGACGGAAGGCUGUCCGUCGGCGGGAAUAGCUUGGGCUAGUUCCGCGCUGGCUGCGUAGAGGGCAGUCGUCUGAUUAGCCUUUGACAUUCCAUAUUAGUCAUACAUCACUGCUCUCAUUGCUUCUAAACAGGAGCAUCUGUGUGUGUGUGUGUGUGACUCAGAGGAAGAGAUUGAGGCCUGUAGUGCUUGCCCACUGUUCAGUAACAAAAACACAACAAUCUCCCUUGCCAGUGAUCUUCAGUUCAGCCCAAUAACACUUACCAGAUGAUUUCAGUAUUACCUCUGCACACACUGUAGACUUGUAGUUGGAGAGAAAGGCUGGUUAGGUGCUUUGGUAACUCGUUAAUAGAAUGCAUGGGUUCAGACAGGGAGCAAUAGUCAUAGUGUUAACAAUCUGCUCUAAACUGAAAACAGGGCAAAAAAAAAAAAAGAAAACUGAUAAAAUUUCUUUCACUCCAAAGUGGGACCCCCCCC
Messenger RNA from Chanos chanos (milkfish), 1597 nucleotides. Its product is annotated as zinc finger protein 239. The coding region runs from base 53 to 1162 and encodes 369 amino acids. Gene Ontology annotation, molecular function: RNA polymerase II cis-regulatory region sequence-specific DNA binding; DNA-binding transcription factor activity. The transcript has 3 exons. NCBI's taxonomy places the organism in Eukaryota, Metazoa, Chordata, Actinopteri, Gonorynchiformes, Chanidae. Gene Ontology annotation, biological process: regulation of transcription by RNA polymerase II. The record is from RefSeq and is a predicted model, not a curated record.